GGAAGCACCCCGUCCGUUGAGUCUGUCGGCUCUCGCUCGCCUAUCUGCGUUCAUCACUUGUAAAAAGACAAAAACGUCAUCUAUCCAAUCUCUCUUGCUUUCCGUCAGUUGUUGUCUUCAUGAAUGAUCUUCAGUGGUACCUUAGUCAUUUUAUAUAAAAAUCUAUUGAGGUUUGGUUGUCUACGGGGAGCCCUCAUUUAACACCUCUCCGUCUCUCUGUGGAAUCGUGGAUUGAUCAGCAGGGCCAUCUCGCUGGAAGAGGGAAUGGAGAGUUUGCGGAUGCUCGAUUGAAGGAGCAGUAGAAUUUGGUGCCUACUGCCUAUACACUUCCUUUGUGGGUUUCAGGUUACAUUUUGUUGUUAGAUGCAAUGGACUGUGGUAUGGAUGUCGCGUAUGGAAUGGGUGAGGACGAAGAAAUGGAGGACAAUUCCAGUGGAAGUGAUCAUCAGAUUGGUGGGGAUGACUAUCAAGGAGGGAAUUCGGGUGGAAGGGACCCUCGUGGGAACUGGGACGACGAGACGGAGGUGAACUCUGGUGGAGGGGACUUAAGCACAUCUGAGGGGUCUGCAAUUCUUGAGCCAUACGAGGGUAUGGAGUUUGAUUCAGAGGAGGCAGCGAAGAAGUUCUAUAAUGCAUAUGCUAGGCGUAUGGGCUUUAGCGUUCGUAUUGGCUCCACCAGUCGGUCCGUUCAGGACAGGUCGAUAAUUGGUCGUUAUUUUGUUUGCUCCAAGGAGGGGUUUCGGCAAAAAAAAGCUGGGGAUGAUGAAGACAAGGUCUUGAAGCGGAAACGUCUGAUUACUAGGGAGGGUUGUAAGGCAAAGUUGGCAGUGAGAAAGAAUAGUAUUGGAAAGUGGAUUGUUAGGAUAUUCAUAAAGGAACACAACCACGCGAUGAUGACUCCAAGCACAGUUCAGUACCUUCGUUCGCAUAAGAGAUUGUCAAGUGCUGCACAAAGCUUGAAUGAUACCCAAAUGGCUGUUGGUGUUCGAGCCAACCUUAUGAUGUCCUUUUUAAGACUGGAAGCGGGUCGGAGUAGCAACGUUGGGUUCAUUGAACGAGAUUGCAAGAAUUACGUUACUACUGUCAGACAAAGGACAUUGGGCAAGGGCGAUGCACAAGCCGUGCUUGACUAUUUCAAGAGAAUGCAGGCCAGGAAUCCGACAUUCUUUUAUGCUAUUCAAGUUGAUGAGGAAGAGCAUAUGACUAAUUUCUUUUGGGUUGAUGGUAGGUCAAGGAUGGCCUAUGAUCACUUUGGUGAUGUCGUUACAUUUGAUACAACGUACAAGACAAACAAAUAUAAGAUGCCAUUUGCUCCGUUUGCAGGGCUUAACCACCACAGGCAGACCGUAUUAUUUGGUUGUGCGUUGCUUUUAGAUGAGAGUGAAUCAUCUUUUGUUUGGCUGUUCACCACAUGGCUUGAGGCAAUGUGUGGACGUCACCCUACUGCAAUCAUAACAAAUCAAGAUCCAGCCAUUGAAGCGGCUCUAGCACGUGUAUUCCCUAACUCUCGUCAUCGCUUGUGCAUGUGGCACAUUUUGAGGAAAGUCCCAGAGAAAUUGUCUCAUGUUUAUCAUGCACAUAAGAGCUUUAAGGAUGAAUUUUAUAGGUGCAUCCACAACACUGAAACAAUUGAUGAGUUUGAGGAGUCUUGGGGAUUUCUUGUUGAUAGGUACGACUUAAGGGAGCAUGAGUGGAUUCAGUCUCUUUAUGAUAUUCGUCAUCGAUGGGUACCUGUUUACUUUAGGAAUACCUUUUUUGCAGACAUGAAUACAACACAAAGAAUUAUUUUGUUUUUUCAUGGCUUCCUAAAUUCAAAUACAAGUUUGCAAGAGUUUGUUAUGCAGUAUGCCAAGGCAGUUGAGAGUCGAUAUGAAAAGGAAAUGCACUCAGACUUUGAAACAAAUUAUAUGCAACCAAUCCUUAAGACUCAGUGCCCUAUGGAGGAAGAAGCAGCAAGGAUAUAUACGAGAACCAUGUUCCUAAAAUUUCAAGAGGAAUUGGUUGAAAGUCUUGCUUACAUCGUUGAGGAGAAAGAGACUGAUGGCGUGAGAAUUGCAUUCAGAGUCACAAGAUAUGAUCAAGAGAAGAGAGAGCACAUAGUUAGGUUAGAUGCGGCUAAACAAAGGGCUACUUGCACCUGCCAAAUGUUUGAAUCUUCUGGUAUUCUGUGUAAACAUGUAUUGAUUGUUUUUAGGAUGAAUAAUAUUUUGACACUUCCACCCCAUUAUAUACUGAAGCGGUUCACAAAGAAUGCCAAGAGUGAUGUUGUGGUGGAUGGAAGUGGAAUUGAAAUUCAGCGUGAUAAUAAAGAGUUUCUUGCUCAGAGAUAUACAGAUCUUUGUCAAAGAGCAAUCAAGCUUGUUGAAGAUGGGAUGGCAUCUGUGGAAUCCUAUCGCAUGGCAAUACUUGCUUUGGAUAAAGCGUUUGAAGACAUUGGUGGAGGGAAUAAAGCCCCUGUUGCUGUAACUGAUCCACCUGAAACCUCUCAAACUGAAAAAGGAAGUGAAGCCAGCAAGCCAAUUUAUCAAACACCAGCAAAUGACAGUCAGCCUAAGGCAGGGAGCUUUCAAAAGAUGCGAAAGUCUCCAGUAAAUGCUCCCAGUGUCGUUGGAUUUCUUCAACCAGUUGGCAACGGGAUAAAUGGCAGGCACUGGCAUGGUUCAUUAGGCAGUGAAGGACCAAGAUUGUCAAUUGGAAUUCCAACAAUAGGCGUUUCUCAAGUUUCUCGCUAGAAGGAAAUCAUGAACGAGAUUCGUCUGUCAUUUUCCUGGAGUUCGGAUCAGCUCAGGUGAUGACGUUGCUGAGGUGUUACUCUUCGAAACAGAAGAAUGAGGAGAUUCCUGGCCAAGAAUUGCUCACAAGCAAAUUAACCAAGGAGACACAUCUACUCCAUCGAAAUUUGACAUCUAAGAUUGGUCUCGUUGAACUUUUUUUUUUUUUUGUACAUACCCCAGUGUUGUGUAAGGGCAUCUGGCUUGUGAAUAUGGUCCCUUGUAUCAAUAAUUGUAUAUCUUCUUAUAGUUUUCAUCUCUACUAUUGGAAUGAAGAAAAAAGGAAAUAGAAAGUGAUUGCUUUGAAA
Nymphaea colorata (pocket water lily) is the source of this 3079-nucleotide messenger RNA. RefSeq names its product protein FAR1-RELATED SEQUENCE 5-like. Gene Ontology annotation, molecular function: zinc ion binding. The record is from RefSeq and is a predicted model, not a curated record. Lineage: Eukaryota; Viridiplantae; Streptophyta; Magnoliopsida; Nymphaeales; Nymphaeaceae. The coding region runs from base 369 to 2732 and encodes 787 amino acids. The transcript has 6 exons. Gene Ontology annotation, biological process: regulation of DNA-templated transcription.